Molecule: messenger RNA, 2108 nt
Organism: Cebus imitator (Panamanian white-faced capuchin)
Lineage: Eukaryota; Metazoa; Chordata; Mammalia; Primates; Cebidae
Gene: CALHM5
Product: calcium homeostasis modulator family member 5
Exons: 2
Coding region: 496-1425 (309 amino acids)
Molecular function (GO): monoatomic cation channel activity
Source: RefSeq, a predicted model, not a curated record
AUAUAUGAAAACAGAAAGCAAAUCUCUGUCUUCUAAAUCUUAAGUCAUAGCAAGAGAAACAUUUCAUCAUAAAAUUCUAGGUUUGGAAAUUUGAUUUGUCUCCUGAUCAACUGGCUGAAACAUCUUUCUGUUAAUGUUGAUUCCUUACACUGGAAAAUUCCUAGACUAUUAUUUUGUAUGAGUGAGAAUUUCUUUUCUCGUUUUCAAUCCAAACCACAUAGAAAGAAUGUAAAAAUGGAGGCUGUGCACUUUGAAUUUAUUCUCAGCAUUUAGGCUGCAGUAUUACAGCCCAAUAUUCACCAGUAGGAGGCAUUAUCUAAACAUGUUGAGAAAUUUUCAUUCCUAGGGAAUGACAUUGUUUCCUUAUCUGGCUGAAUUCAGUCUGAGAAGAAGGACUGUUGUUUCUAAUGAAGAAAGAGCUCCACCCUCGGGCACUGCCACAGCUGCUCUGCCAAUAACAAAGGCAUAGCAUUUUCCCUCUUGUGCAUCUCCAACAUGGAUGCUUUUCAGGGCAUUUUAAAAUUCUUCCUUAAUCAGAAAACUGUUAUCGGCUAUAGCUUCAUGGCUCUGCUGACUGUGGGAAGUGAGCGUCUCUUUUCUGUCGUGGCUUUUAAGUGCCCCUGCAGCACUGAGAAUAUGGCCUAUGGGCUGGUUUUCCUCUUUGCUCCUGCCUGGGUGUUACUGAUCCUGGGAUUCUUUCUGAACAACAGGUCGUGGAGACUCUUCACAGGCUGCUGUGUGAAUCCCAGGAAAAUCUUUCCCAGAGGCGACAGCUGCCGUUUCUUCUACGUCCUCGGCCAGAUUGCCCUGAGCUCAUUGGUGGCUCCAGUGAUGUGGCUUUCUGUGGCUCUACUCAAUGGAACUUUUUAUGUAUGUGCCAUGAGUGGGACGAGAAGUUCAGGACUCCUGGAACUGAUUUGCAAGGGUAAGCCCAAAGAGUGCCGGGAAGAACUUUAUAAAGUAUCUUGUGGCAAAACUAGCAUGCUGCCUACCAUCAGUGAAGAACUGAAACUGUCCCUUCAGGCUCAGUCUCAGAUUCUAGGAUGGUGCCUGAUUUGUUCAGCAUCUUUCUUCUCUCUGCUCACCACGUGUUAUGCUCGCUGCCGAUCUAAAGUUAGCUACCUUCAGCUGAGUUUUUGGAAGACAUAUGCGCAAAGGGAGAAGGAGCAGUUGGAAAAUACGUUUCUGGACUAUGCCAACAAGCUGAGUGAGAGGAACCUGAAAUGCUUUUUUGAAAACAAGAGGCCAGAUGCCUUUCCCAUGCCUACGUUUGCUGCCUGGGAGGCUGCUUCAGAGCUGCAUUCUUUCGACCAAAGCCGGCAGCACUAUAGCACCCUCCACAGAGUGGUGGACAAUGGUCUGGAACUUAACCCUGAAAAUGAUGAGACGACAAUGAUUCUUGUGGGUACUGCCCACAAUAUGUAGUUCAUCCACCAUCACUGACUCAUGGUGUUGAGUGGUGUGCUCAUUUCGGGAUUCUCCUAAUGUAUCACCAGCAACCUCGAUAUCUUCUGUAUUUUCUUACAUUUAGAGUAUCUUUAUAAGACAGUAACACAAAGGAAACUGCUUUGAAGUUCUCAAGUGGAGUAUCAGAAUGUGCUCAAAUUGAUACUGAGGGGUCACAAAAGUGCUCUUGCAUUGGUGGAGAGUGGGCUCAGUAGGCCCAAAUGUUGGUCCAAGAUCUAAGAUUUUAUCAUUCAACAGACAGACUUAUGUGAGAGGGCUCAUCCGUCUCUGUAAAUAUUGGUUGCAGAAUUUAGGGGCAGAGGCAAUGGCUCGUGGAUGAGCAAGUUACUCUUAACAAAAUUGCCCUACACAGUGGCUUCUGCUGUGUGAUCAGCAGGAUAGAAUUAAUUCCCUCAGAAUCUGAAGACCUCAGUCCUCAAAAAUAAUUAGUUGCAAGAAUAUGAUGCCUAAAAUUGAAAGUUUUACGCACAUUUUCACUGUAUACUGAAAAUAUGCCCCUGGAAGCAGGGCUGCGUCAUGAUUUUUGUGGGUUUUAUAUACUUUUGCCUUUGUGAACCACUUCCUACUUUCAAAAUAGCAGUAAUAAAUAUAUAGAUAUAUAACAAAUAUAUAUACAGAAAUAUAUAUUUAUAACUGCAUUG